AUGGGAUGGGUCCUGGCCAAGGCCGAGACCCUGAGACCCAGACCUAUACACUGCUUUCAAUGUUUGAGAACAGGCCACACCGGCAAUUGCACAUCGACGGUAGAUCGAAGUGGCCGAUGUUACAGGUGUGGUAGUGACGGCCACACUGCCGGCCACUGUGAGGAGGCGCCUAAAUGCCCGUUCUGCAAUGAUCUGGGUAGGCCGGCCGGGUACCGUCUCGGAGUGAUGGCAUGUAAACCUCCUGCGGAGAAGGAGGGAGGUGGAAGGCGCGCUGGAGCAGCAACUUUGCGCAGCUCUGGCGCGACAAAUACAAGAAGUGUUGAGAGGAGCGUCCCCACAAAUGAGGAGACGCAAAACAUGGAUACAGAGAAGGGUCCAGUAGUGGACAUACAACGAGCAAGAAGUAGCCGGGAGGAGGCAAUGGACACGGCCCGUUAA
Solenopsis invicta (red fire ant) is the source of this 438-nucleotide messenger RNA. Its product is annotated as serine/arginine-rich splicing factor RS2Z33-like. The coding region runs from base 1 to 438 and encodes 145 amino acids. The transcript has a single exon. Lineage: Eukaryota; Metazoa; Arthropoda; Insecta; Hymenoptera; Formicidae. The record is from RefSeq and is a predicted model, not a curated record. Gene Ontology annotation, molecular function: nucleic acid binding; zinc ion binding.